Carica papaya (papaya) is the source of this 1879-nucleotide messenger RNA. Its product is annotated as formin-like protein (DUF1005). NCBI's taxonomy places the organism in Eukaryota, Viridiplantae, Streptophyta, Magnoliopsida, Brassicales, Caricaceae. The record is from RefSeq and is a predicted model, not a curated record.
AUGUGAAGAGAUAUAGAUGUAUGAAGAAGAAAGAAUACUCUGGUUUUGUGCAUGGUGGAGCUCUCCUUGUUCUUCUUCUUGUUGGUAUUUGUAAAUGGCUAAUAGUGGCGCAAUGCGCACCGCUUCUUCAUCUUCGGCCUCAUUCUCUACUUGCACGCAUCUCCAUGUACUCCAGCCUGCACAGAAGCUCUGAAGCUUAAAGGAGUAGUAGAAAACAAUUACAAACACACAACUAGAGAGGGCAAGCACCAAACGGAUGGAUCCUUGCCCUUUUGUACGACUCACUGUGGGCAAUCUCGCCCUGAAGAUUCCGGUGGCGUCGAAGCCAGCUAGCUCUGUCGUCCACCCUUCUUCGUCGCCGUGCUUCUGCAAGAUCAAACUCAAGAAUUUCCCUCUCCAAACAGCCGUUGUCCCCUACAUCUCACCGGAGACUUUGCAGUUCCCCGAGGUGCAAACCCUAGCGGCUACUUUCCACCUUAGCAAAGCCGACCUCGACAAGCUUGCUGCCAAGUCCAUCUUCGCUGCCAAGACAUGCCUCAAAAUCUCCAUCUACACCGGUCGUAGGGGCACAACCUGCGGUGUCAGCUCCGGUAGGCUUCUAGGGAAGGUAUCCGUGCCUUUGGAUCUGGCGAGAACGGGAUCUAGGGCAAGCGUUUUCCACAAUGGUUGGAUUUCUGUAGGGAAGGAGGCCAACAAGGGAUCCUCCGCUCAGUUCCACUUGAAUGUCAAAGCCGAACCUGACCCUAGAUUCGUUUUCCAGUUUGAUGGCGAGCCUGAAUGCAGUCCGCAGGUUUUUCAGAUCCAAGGCAACAUCAGGCAGCCCGUUUUCACAUGCAAAUUCAGUUUCAGGACAGGUGACCGGAGUCAGAGAUCGAGAUCGUUACAGUCAGAGCCAAGUAGCUCAAGGAGUUGGCUGAGCUCAUUUGGUAGUGAAAGAGAGCGACCCGGAAAGGAGCGAAAAGGAUGGUCUAUAACAGUCCACGACUUGUCGGGCUCGCCUGUAGCCGCGGCUUCUAUGGUCACACCGUUCGUCGCGUCGCCCGGCUCUGACCGGGUAAGCCGCUCCAACCCCGGGUCCUGGCUAAUACUCCGCCCAGGCGACGGCACUUGGAAGCCAUGGGGCCGUCUCGAAGCCUGGCGCGAGCGCGGGGCCUCUGACGGACUAGGAUACCGUUUCGAACUGAUCCCGGAUACUAACGGAGGCAUGAGCAGAGCAGGCAUUGUUUUAGCGGAGUCAACCCUGAGCUCGCACAAAGGCGGAAAGUUCGUCAUCGAUCUCGGCGCCGGCUCAACGGGCCGUGCCACGCCGGGGAGCUCUACGUCACCUGUAACCAGCCCGAGGAGCAGCGGGGACUUCGGGUACGGUCUCUGGCCAUACUGCAUGUACAAAGGGUUCGUAAUGUCAGCGAGCGUGGAAGGAGAAGGAAAAUGCAGCAAGCCGAGCGUGGAGGUUAGUGUGCAGCACGUGAACUGCACGGAGGAUGCAGCUGCAUACGUGGCACUCGCGGCCGCCGUUGAUCUUAGCAUGGAUGCCUGCAGACUUUUCUCUCAACGGCUGAGGAAGGAGCUCUGCAAUCACCAGGACUUGCUUGGUUAAUCCUCAAAUUUCCUUUUUUUUUUUUUUUUUUUUUUUUUUGUGCCUUUUUGAAUUUUGGGGUUUUUUUUUUUUUGGGAGUGAGACGGGGUGUUUGGCCAGUGGAUUUUGCUAUUCCAUACUGGCUUACUACUACUACCACUAACAAACAGACAACAAUCUACAGACUGUACAGUGCGGAGGGGAGUGAGUAACAGGCACGCUUUGUUUUUACUUGUGUGGCUUGUGUUAUUAUUAUUAUUAUUUUUAAUUUUUUUGAGAAGAAAAUGGAGAGUGGUCCUUUUU